UCUCAUUAACUAAAAAAAAAAAAAACAGUUCCUUUCUUUGUUCUUAAAAAAAAAAAGUUUUGAUUUUUUUCCUCUCUGUUCUGUUUCGUUCUCUCGUUAACAUCUGUGUGGUCGUCGUACUCGUAGCAGUAGAAACAAUGGAGGUUGAUUCAACUAAAUCCUAAACGGGUCCAAAAAAAACCCGAAAACCCGGAUGGACGCGGCGGCGCGACUGGUGGGCGACUACGAACUUGGGCGGAGACUCGGGUCAGGCUCCUUCGCCGUGGUGUGGCUAGCGAAGCACCGAUCGUCUGGCUUAGAAGUCGCAAUCAAGGAGAUUGAUAAGAAGAAGCUUAACCCUAAAGUCAGAGACAGUCUCCUCAAGGAGAUUUCGAUCCUCAGAACCAUCGAUCAUCCCAACAUCAUCAGACUCCACGAAGCCAUCGAGACUGGAGAUAGGAUUUUUCUGGUGUUGGAGUAUUGUAGUGGAGGUGAUCUUGCCGAGUACAUCACUCUCCAUGGCAAAGUGUCUGAACAUGUUGCUAAGCAUUUUAUGAGGCAGUUGGCUUUGGGAUUGCAAGCACUUCAAGAGAAGCAUUGUAUCCACAGAGAUUUAAAGCCUCAGAAUUUACUUUUGUCGUCAAAGGAAGUAACUCCAUUGCUGAAGAUAGGAGAUUUUGGGUUUGCAAGGUCUUUAACACCGGAGGCAAUGGCUGAAACAUUUUGCGGUUCUCCAUUGUAUAUGGCUCCAGAGAUCAUCAGGAACCGAAAGUAUGAUGCCAAGGCUGACUUGUGGAGUGCUGGUGCGAUUCUGUUUCAACUUGUCACUGGGAAGCCACCUUUUGAUGGGACUAAUCAGUUCCAGCUUUUUCACAAUAUUGUGAGAGACACUGAGUUGGAGUUUCCUGAAGAUGCUUUGAAUGAGAUUCAUCCUGAUUGUGUUGAUCUGUGCAAAAGUCUUCUACGCCGAGAUCCAAUUGAACGCUUGACGUUCCGAGAAUUCUUCAGUCACAUGUUCCUUCAGGAGGCAAGACAAACUCCGGGUGUUGCGCAUUCUGAUUCUACGGGGAAGUCCUCUUUACCCUCUGGACAACUUACUAGUACCAACCGAUUCAAAGCAAGUGCAGAGAAUGUCUACAAACAAGGGAGCUCCUCUAGUGCCUCACCUUCUCACAUUGUGUCUUCUGAGAAGACCAGGAAAGACACUGAGGGACAGUCUUCAUCGAAUCAGUUUGGAGUACUUGACUCGCUUGAGCUCAUAGAGAGGGAGUAUGUACUUGUAAACCGUCCUACCGAAGGUUCAUCAGAUUGUUUCGACACAUCACUUCAAGAUUCCGGAACACGUAACCUCUUACCAAAGAACGAUAAAGGUUCACUUGAAGCACAGAGACCAGCAAGCGGAUCAUCAUACCUGUUAACAGAAGUCCAACGGUUAACCAUCGUUCAUCCCCCAACCAAGCUCCAUCUUUUGCAUCAGUACGCAGAAGCACUUGCAGAAGUAGCUCAUGAGAUGGGCAAUGCAGGACAGGGGAAGGAGUCUUUUGCUGUUACGCUCGUCGUUUUAGCUGCCUGGAGAAAAGCUUUAGAGAUAUGUGAUUCUUGGAUGAUGUCCGUUGGAGAGGAGAGAGUGAAUCCAGCAGAUCCAACCACAGCUCCAGAGACUUCAAAUCCUGAUUUAAACUCACCAGCAGUAGCUAAAACUUGGGUGACACAAGAGUUUGUUACCGCGUUUAACCAGGCGGAGACUUCAUCAACUCAACUAAACCAAACAAGCGCUGCUACUCAUAUGCCUGAUGCCAUGGAAACAAUAUACGAGAAGGCACUAGCAUACGGCAAGAGUGGUGGGGCGGAAGAGUAUUUGAAUAACAAGGAAAGUGCAGGAAAGUUAUACAAGAAAGCAAUUCUUCUACUCACCUUUAUAAUAGAGGAAGCAGUGACUCUACCUCUGAACCCUCCUUUCUCAUUAACCUCUGACGACAAGAAGCGGAUUCUCUAUUACAUCUCUAACUUGCAGCAUCGUCGGUCUCAUCUUUAGCGAAAAAUCGACCGCAAACAUUGUACAGAAAGAAACUUUCUUGGCUCUGCCUUGGGCUUCUAUUUCAUGUUUUCUAUCUCUUGAAGGUUUUAAACGGGUUACUCUAUAUUUGAUGAUGCUGUGACCAAAAGUAUUUGCCUCCCCCCCAUUGUAUAGUGCAAUAUCAAAAGCUUUGCAGUACCA
Brassica oleracea var. oleracea is the source of this 2197-nucleotide messenger RNA. RefSeq names its product serine/threonine-protein kinase atg1-like. NCBI's taxonomy places the organism in Eukaryota, Viridiplantae, Streptophyta, Magnoliopsida, Brassicales, Brassicaceae. Gene Ontology annotation, molecular function: protein serine/threonine kinase activity; ATP binding. The transcript is spliced from 13 exons. The coding region runs from base 194 to 2014 and encodes 606 amino acids. Gene Ontology annotation, biological process: peptidyl-serine phosphorylation; autophagy; autophagosome organization. Gene Ontology annotation, cellular component: autophagosome; cytoplasm. The record is from RefSeq and is a predicted model, not a curated record.